UGCCGUGAAGUUGCCGUGUGUUGAGUGCACCUCCUACUAAUGCAAUUUCCGUCUAGAAGUGCUAUCUUCUCGCGCGACGGCAUAUUACAGUAGGUGCAUGCUGGGCCAAACACACCUGCUCGCGCACUUCGCCACAUAUGAUCUAUGCCUUUGAGUGAGGGCUCUCGUUGACCGUUGGGGAUAGUAUUCGAUCACGCAGUGCGCAACCAUAAUAUAAUUUUCUUGCCAGAAGUGGAUAAGUGUUGCUACUGCCCUUCUGAAAACGGACUACUAACGGAUAAGUUGUUGGGUCGAUUUAUUGCGAACAGAAAACAUCCGUCUCUAAUAACAAUUCUCCCACCUGACUGUUCAUCUAUUACAUGUAAGCCGUGAGCGGUAACGGCAGGUUCAUGCUUGUUACGGAGGCAGAGUAUCGGCGUGGCACGCCGUAAUGGUUCGCGUUGACGGCCGACUACAGCAUGGGAGCGUCAUCAACGUGGCGGAGGGGGGUCUGAUUAUUGACUUCGACUGUCCCGGACAACGUUUGCAGUUCGUCGUGUACGAGCACAUUUUUCAGGAGAUGUACGAGCACGUUUUCCAGCGGAGCGAUGGCAGGUUUACCGCACUCUAUGAGGCUGGAGCGCCGGUGUUCGUUUUGCUACGUCGGCAGCUCGAUAAGGCAUGGACAUGGUAUGUGGGCACGACCGUCUCCCUGCUGGGUAACGGCAACUUUCCGGAAGCGGCACUCGUGGAAGUGCAGCGCCCACACAUAACGGUCAGGGAGCUGGUUCCAGGGCAGCAAAUAUCCCGACCCUACACGGAGAAGAAUGUUCACUUCGUGCGAGUGAAAGCAGGUGAUUUUAUGAUCCGAUGUUGUCCGGUGUCGGCCGCCCACUGGACCAUCGGGAAGACGUUCCAGCGCGUGCUGUGCCAGGAGUACUCUUCGCUGUGUACAUCCGUGCUCCCGCAAACGUUUUUUUACUUGCAACCUAACCACGGGAUUCCCUUAACAGCGGAGCACAUACACUCAGCAUACGACACGGCGACGAGCAGGAUGAAAAGAGGCUGGGCUCCACCGACGUAUUCCUGGACAGGCUGCCGCGAACCGCUUAGUCCGCUCAACAACAAGCCGACCUUUGACGUCACGCAUUCCAGCAGCCUACCGUUGCCAGCGGAGCUGUUGCUGGGGAUCUUCCAAUCGCUGGACUCCAUCGAGCGCACCCGCAGUCGGCGUGUUCAUCCCGUAUGAAACAGUCUCCUCACCACGGAAGCCAAUUUCCCCGACUUGCGCCUGACCGGUCGCGAUGGAUUCUAUGACGGUGACAUCACUGACAGGUACUGCUCCGUCAAAGGUUCGUUCUGGGUGGUUUGCGGAUGGCUGAAAUGUCGCAGCCGUUACACCAAAGUGGUGGUUAUCACAAGUCUGAGUAUGGCCGGAUGUCGACAAUUAGCCGCAAUGAGUACUGAGAGCGAGAAUAUUUACCGCGUAUCGCUGCUGGUGCUUCGCGACUGCGAUUUUCGUCUGUGGCAUCAACGUGUCAAUGGUAUCAUAAGCCGGCUGGCUAGCCUACCCGACGAGUUUGCGCCGUGCGACCGAAUUGUGUUGCAACAGUGCCGCAUCGAGGAUGACGGUCUAAAGGCUCUGGUACCGCAGCUUCACUGCUGGCAGUUCCCAUCAAGGCGAGGUUUGGAGAUGCAGCUGUGGGAUCUUGUUGAAAACAGUAUGACUCUCAGGGACCCGGAUAAGCGGCCUUCCGUUUUGAAAUGGAUUGGCGACUUCAAGGCGGCGUUACUAUAGUCUCGAGAUGAUGAUGAUUAAGGCGAGUCGUUAAACUGGAUUUCACUGUGCAGAUAGGGCAAGAAGUCUAUGAAACCAAUGACUUUCGUAAGCCCGAUGUGGAUGCCCGGAAUAUUUCUCAGAUUCCUUAGAUUAUCAUCCUGAAUUGUUGUGUUUCUUAAUUUUCUUAGUCGUCGCCCUUGUGACGUUCGACGAAUGUUAGUCGGCAUAAUGUUAGCGUAAAACAGCAACUUCAA
Molecule: messenger RNA, 2013 nt
Organism: Paramacrobiotus metropolitanus
Lineage: Eukaryota; Metazoa; Tardigrada; Eutardigrada; Parachela; Macrobiotidae
Exons: 2
Coding region: 431-1228 (265 amino acids)
Source: RefSeq, a predicted model, not a curated record